GCUCCUCCUCCAAACAUGGUGCUUCCCUGCUCAGCCUCACCCUGCCCGCGAGAAAGGCCAGACCUUGCCAGGAGCUGAUGACUUCCGUCGCUUGUCAAUUUCCUGAAAGGCUGGCAUUUAAACCCCAGCUGCGGCACCAGGGGAGGAUGCUGUUGUGAGUCAGCCACCUCUUCUCCAGAGCUGCAGUAUGCACCCUCCGGGAGCAAAUCGGCGCCUCAGUCCCACUUCUACGAUCUGAAAGGAGAGAGUGAAUGAAGUUUAGCUUUUAACUGCCUCGCAAACCGGGCUGGGGGGGGGGGUUUCCUUUUGCAUUAUAAUUGCAAUUCAAGAUGAGUUUUUAUGCAAAUGCUUAAAAAAGCCUACCUAUUGCAGAUUUAAAACAACAAAACAAUCAAAACUCCAGUUGUGGAUAACGAGAGAUCCUGGAGGAAAUCAAGGGGAGUCAUCUCAUCUUCCAUUGAUGCAAGAAAAAGGACGUUGUUUUGCAGCCGCUACGGGUAUUUCAUCCCCCCCUCUCCACUGCAUCCCGCCCUAGUGUCUUGCUUUGCAUUACAGAGAAUGCUGUUUCCGAGAGGAUAACCAGCAACCUCUGGAGAUAAACAGAAAUUUGCUGCUUUAACAUAAACAAAUAUACAGAGACUAAAUUUAGGAAUUGCUGCCUGGAACCCUCCCUAGAAAGAGCUCCAGCUGAGCUAUAUACCUCUUCUGCUCUGUGCUUUGAAGACCAAGCUUCACUGAAAAGGAGAGAGCACUGAAAGGCAGACCCCUCUCCGGCCAUUCCAGCAUGUUCAGCUGGUUGGGUACCGAUGACAGGAGGAGGAAAGACCCUGAAGUGUUCCAGACGGUGAGCGAGGGUCUCAAAAAGCUCUACAAAACCAAGCUGCUCCCUUUGGAAGACUACUACAAAUUCCACGAGUUUCAUUCGCCAGCCCUGGAAGAUGCUGACUUUGAUAAUAAGCCAAUGGUGCUGCUGGUGGGGCAGUAUUCAACUGGGAAGACCACCUUUAUCAGGUACCUGCUGGAACAGGAUUUCCCAGGGAUGAGAAUUGGACCAGAGCCUACGACUGACUCCUUCAUCGCAGUGAUGCAGGGGGACGUGGAGGGUAUCAUUCCUGGUAAUGCACUGGUGGUGGAUCCGAAAAAACCCUUCAGGAAACUCAAUGCUUUUGGCAAUGCUUUUUUAAACAGAUUUGUAUGUGCCCAGCUGCCCAACCCAGUUCUAGAAAGCAUCAGUGUGAUCGAUACUCCAGGGAUCCUUUCAGGAGAGAAGCAAAGAAUUAGCCGAGCUCAAGAGGAGGGCUAUAGCAGUCUGCGUAGAUGCCUGUAUGGAGGUUAUGACUUUGCAGCCGUGUUGGAGUGGUUUGCAGAGCGGGUUGACCGCAUCAUUCUCCUCUUCGAUGCCCACAAGCUGGACAUCUCGGACGAGUUCUCUGACGUCAUCAAGGCGCUGAAGAACCACGAGGACAAGAUGAGGGUGGUGCUCAACAAGGCUGACCAAAUUGAGACCCAGCAGCUGAUGCGCGUAUAUGGCGCCCUCAUGUGGUCCCUGGGGAAGAUCGUCAACACGCCCGAGGUGAUCAGGGUCUAUAUCGGCUCUUUCUGGUCCCAUCCGCUGCUGAUCCCUGACAACCGCAAGCUGUUUGAGGCCGAGGAACAGGACCUGUUCAGAGAUAUUCAAAGCCUGCCCCGCAAUGCAGCCCUGCGGAAGCUGAACGAUCUCAUCAAGCGGGCACGGCUGGCCAAGGUCCACGCCUACAUCAUUAGCUCCCUGAAGAAGGAAAUGCCAUCAGUGUUUGGUAAAGACAAUAAGAAGAAGGAGCUUGUGAACAAUUUGGGGGAGAUUUAUAGCCGCAUCGAACGGGAGCAUCAGAUCUCACCAGGAGACUUCCCAAAUCUCAGAAAGAUGCAGGAUCAGCUGCAGGGUCAAGAUUUCAGCAAAUUCCAGCCACUGAAGAGUAAACUCCUGGAAACAGUGGAAGACAUGCUGGCCAAUGACAUUGCACAGCUCAUGGUGCUGGUACGCCAGGAAGAGUCCCAAAGACCCAUGCAGAUGGUGAAGGGAGGUGCCUUUGAGGGCACCCUGCAUGGCCCAUUUGGACAUGGCUAUGGUGAAGGAGCGGGAGAAGGAAUCGAUGAUGCAGAGUGGGUGGUGGCCAGGGAUAAGCCCAUGUAUGAUGAGAUCUUUUACACACUGUCGCCCGUCGAUGGUAAAAUAACUGGGGCCAACGCCAAGAGGGAGAUGGUGAGAUCCAAGUUGCCCAACACCGUGCUGGGCAAGAUAUGGAAACUGGCUGACAUCGACAAGGACGGGAUGCUGGAUGAUGAGGAAUUUGCCUUGGCUAAUCAUCUCAUUAAGGUCAAGUUAGAAGGUCACGAGCUCCCAAAUGAACUUCCUUCCCAUCUCCUCCCUCCAUCCAAGAGGAAACUGACAGAGUGAAAAGAAGGUCACCAGAGAGACACAAGGGAGGAGGGGGAAAGAGAGACAUCCCAGAGACAUGUUUACUUAAAUUAUACCUUUAGAUGUGAGGUCACCUUUGGAUUUAUAACAAUUUUAAUGUACAAAGGAAAACCUAAAGCAAAACAAAAAAGCCCAGCCCUUUCUCAUCAUAACAUGCAACUAACUCUUCCUAUGUAAUGUCCUUGCUUCCUAAUGUGUAGUCUGUAAAGAUGAAGGGAAAAGGAAAGGCUUAGAGACAGUGGCAGAAGCUGACAGAAGGGAGUGGAGGAAAGUAUCAAGUAGGCUGUGUCUUCCGGGGUUGGAUUAGGCACAAGUUAUCUGGGGAUAAUCUCCAGAAUCAUUCCUGAACUUCAUCCACGCUAUUUAGUUGGGUUCAGAUGCAGCCUGAGAUUUGUGAAAUUCCUGGUGGGAAAGGAGAAGCGAUAUAAAAGUCCCUGAGCUGCAGAUUAAAGUAAAAGAGCACAUCACCGUUAGUGAUGAGCCCCCACAGAAACCCCAGAUAAAAGCCCUCAUGGACAGGGUCUAUAGAGGUGUCUGCAGUCUGGAUCCAGAUCUAGUUCUGAAUUUUCCAAGUGGCCCCUGUCAUUAGGGCGGGCUCAGCCAAAACAGCACAUCUGAAUACACCCAAACUUCAGUGCUUUUGAAAUCUGGAUCUGAAUUCGGCAGCUUGAAUUCCUCUAACCACAGUGGGUCAGAUCGACCAAGCUACUGAGCACCUUUAUCUCCCAUUGACACCAGUGGGAGACUCCGACUCAGGGCAUGGCCAAGCAGAUGAUAAUACAACCCACAGGAAAACAAAGAGAAGGAGGGGACAAAGGCAUGGAAAUAGUUGAAUGUUUAGAGGCAGAGAUCAGAUGGUUUAGAGGGGAGGAAUUUUCCCUGCUUCAUCAUCCUCAAAUAAUCCACUGAAUGUGUCGUAUGGAACUGCUCAGUGUUUUCCCCUUCUGAAAGCUUUCUGGGCAAUGGAUGGUAUUUAUCCUUCCUAGAAAGUGAUAUGUUUACCUGUUAUCAUAGAAGUGUGUACAAUGAAAACCGCAAGCUCAUGUUCUUAUCUUAUAAAAAAAAAUCCAGCACUGUCAGAUGAAUCAUCUAUCAUGAGUACAGAGGCACCAUGUAGCAGUAGGAAGGGCUUGCUGUAUUUUCUGUGUCCUUGUGAGCAAUAGCCUGGAUACCGGUAAUGAGCCCCUGCUUAGCCCUCAGACAAUUACUCUUUAUUCCAUCCAGAACUUCCAUCCUGAGCCAAGAAAUGUUCAACUCUUCCUUUCAUUCACUAUGACAUUUCUGAUUUCCUGGGAUUUUACUUUGGUAAUAAUCCCUCCAUUUUAGAUUUGUUUUUCCCCCUUGCCCUUUUUACUUUUUUCAUUUGGGACGGGGUAUGGCUUCACUUCUUGUUGUCACUUGAUAUAUGCUGAGUUCCUACUGUGAUGAAAAAAACAAGACAAACAUAACUUAUUUUAUAUCUGUGUUGAUAUUAUAUAGAGAAAUAUAUUCUAUGUAUGUAGGAUGUGCUUACUGCAGUGCAUUUAUCUUUUAAAAAUUAAUGCAUUAGCCUUUUUGUACCCUAGUCGUAAAACAUUAUUAAAAAAG
Molecule: messenger RNA, 4045 nt
Organism: Gopherus flavomarginatus (Mexican gopher tortoise)
Lineage: Eukaryota; Metazoa; Chordata; Testudines; Testudinidae
Gene: EHD3
Product: EH domain containing 3
Exons: 7
Coding region: 785-2437 (550 amino acids)
Biological process (GO): endosomal transport; endocytosis
Cellular component (GO): plasma membrane; cytoplasm
Molecular function (GO): calcium ion binding; GTP binding; protein binding
Source: RefSeq, a predicted model, not a curated record